AUGCCAAGAGACCAGGUAAUCUCCUGCCGAGUCGAAAUGGGGCCACUGCUUGACGUUGAACUCGGCAACACGAUCGGACCUGACGAAUCUGCCGAAGAAAGACUCAAGGCAGCACGAAUCCGGUUUCAAAAGGCUGAAAAGGCCGUCAGCGAAGCAUGGGCAACCGGUGUUUUCAGCAAGGUGGAAUUGGCCGAAACGGAGAUGAGAAUUUCACAAGCGGAGAUGCGUAGCGCAGAGAAGCAGUUCCGGGAUGCACGAAAAGAACAGCGAAGCAGUCGGAUCGAACAGGCGGAAGCAAAGAUCAAAGAGGCCAAGACAAGCUACGAUGAAGCCAAGCGAAGUGGUGAUGCGUACAGGAUUGGAAUAGCGCACGAUGCGUACUGGGGUCUCAAGGUUGAGCAGGCCCAAAAGAAAUACGAAACAGCCAUGCGACGCGGAGAACACUUGUUGAUAGAGUUCUGGAUGAAAGAGUGGGAACGGGCCAAAGCAAUGUGCAGCGACUAUACCAAUGCAAGAGAACCCCAAGGAUGGGAGAUGCUCGAAGAUCACGAGAUCGAGACAACGAAAUUACCAAAGUCGCACUCGACUUCCCCGAUCUGUCGGAUUGAGAUUCCUUGGUAUGUCAACAAGAAUGAAGUGCGAAAGAUGUGUGCCAAGGCAUACGGUCUCCUUAGAGAACGAGAAAACCUUGUCCAGUGCUGUAUCACCCGCAAGUGGGGCGAUGCUCGGCAAGUUGUCGGCGUACGAAUCCUUUCUUUGUCCACCCCGCAAGGCAUUCUCGAGGAGCUCAACUUGGACGGAGGCAAAUUGUGGGACGUUCGAAACACCCUCCCACUCUUGUGGAAGAUUCAAAAGGCAUUUGUCAGCCAAAGACUCUGCAUCGUGUCAGCUGCAGACAAUGCAUAUGAGGCACUCUAUCGCAUCAAGAUCCUCGACCCAUCGCUGGCACACGAACGAUACCGAGGAAGCAAGACGUUCAAGUCUCUCGAUGGUGAUACAUUCACACUCCCUACCCUGAGUGACGGUACAAGCUGUUUCACGAGGUUGCUUUCAUACCAUGCACAGAAGAGUUUUGAACAUGCCGAGAAAAUGAAUUGGGUCUUUCUAACCGAUCCACGCCCGGUCGUCUAUGGCAGCCCCCUCGACUGCGAUUCGAUCUCUUUUGUGGCUGACGAGAAAGGAGGAUGCAGCAACGCGGAACGCGUGUCAGCCCAGUAG
Molecule: messenger RNA, 1218 nt
Organism: Seminavis robusta
Lineage: Eukaryota; Bacillariophyta; Bacillariophyceae; Naviculales; Naviculaceae
Source: the annotation of a GenBank genome assembly